AUGGCACAGCCGCAACAGCAGUGGCGAUCCCCGAGCGCAGCGCCUCCUGGCGGCACUUUCGAGACAACGGGCGACAAGACGCGACCGACCGCGCGGCCCAACAUGAAGACGGACGACGACGACGACGACGACGCGGGGGGAGGGCCCAGUGGUCCGCGUCUGCGCUUUACGCACAACCAGUGCGGGAAGGAGCUCUUUUCGAGCGAAUACUUGAGGAGCAACAAAGCCAGUGGUCACAAGAAUCUGCGCUGUUUCCCGCAUUGCUGUGGCGGGCACAACCCCAAGAGCUUUUGCGGCUCGGGGCUUGUGGUCGAGUGCUUGCUGCCCAAAUGCCCAGUGGUGCUGGGCAGGUUUGAAGAACUCGCCAAGCAGCUGCCUGCGCAUGCAAACGCACUUUCGUCGCCCACGGCACCGACGGCGGUCGACACGAGUCUUGGCCGCACGACUCUGGUGGUCGGUCGCGAGUAUCCGCGUCAAGAGCUCUUCGAGGACGUCAAGAUGCCAGACCAGCCCUUCGGUCGCUGGUUCCGAGGCACGGCCGUGCCAGGCCGGAGCGUGGAAAGCUCGUGCUUUCUCCUGAAUGGCAAUCGUCAGUCGUGGCACUACGGGUGGCAGUCGUCGCGGCUUAACUGCAAGAACCUGCACGUGUUCAAAGUCUACGUCUUCGACGCCAGUGCUAGCGGAAAUGACAGCACCAUGACGUGCGUUGCUGCGCUGGCGUCACCAGCGUUCAGGAUCUCGUCGAGUCGCAAGGCGAGGAAGACGUUCCGUGCACCGAUGAGCCAAGCCGCACUGGCUAACAGCGCUGUGCCAAAUAUGGCAAGUGGCUCGAUGGGAUUGCAACUACCUCGUCACGUCCUGUCCGCUUUGAGAGGUCCUGGAGCAGGGACGCUGCCCGGGUCACAAGGUGCGAGGAGCAUUGAUGAGUUCCUCAGGAGCACGACGGGCAGCAAUAGUGCGACGGUGAAUGCAGCUGCUACGUACGUGGCGGCGCAGCAACAACAACGACCGCCGACAGGUUUCAUGUCGAGGCAGCAGGACCCUGCUCGGCGUGAACGCAAGCGCUUGACUCGCUCGGCUUCGCUCAAGACAGAUUACUUCUCGACGCCCUCGCUUCCUGCACCACAAGCGCAGCAGCUCUUGCACCAGCACCAGCAGUUUCAGCCAUCACCGAGACUGUCGCUUUCGGCCACGCAUCCGCUGCACUUCGAGGGUUCGCGGGAGACCCGGGUUUUAAUGCCAUCGUUGCCAGGCGUUGGCGCUUUCCUGAACAACGCUGUGGGAGCUCGUGCAGUAGAAGGCAAUCGGACGGUCCACGCGCGACGUUCAUCGCUGGCAGCUCUCCCGAUGCCCGCAUCGAAGCCACUGAAUAUGCCACGCCACCACUCGCGCACAGUGCCUGUGCUCACUCCGAUCACAGGUAUGAUGCAGCUUCGACUAGAGGGCCACUCGCCUUUUGCAAGAACGCCGAUCGUGAGCUCGAGUCUGUCGUCUUCCCGAUCGACGACGGUCCCUUCGUCUGGUGUUGGGACUCCUCAUGUGAACACGUCGCGCCUUACAGCUGCAGCUCUGCAUCAGCAUGCGUAUGCUUCGGCCAGGCCGUAUUCAUACGCGCGGCGCGAUACUUGGUCAAGUGGUCUGCAAAGCAUGAUUCCUGAAGGAGGCGGCAUUCCGAUGAUGAUGAUGAUGUCGCCUGGAUCCACGCCUGACAGCUACCUCAACCGCAAGCGCAACCGCUCGACUGACUCGGAUAAGGCAAUCACAGCGGCUAUUGAGGCCUCUGAGAAAAUCUGCCCGACGUUGUCGCCCGUGUCAUCUCCUGGCAACUCGCGUCCAGCAAUGACUCCGGUCCCGACUGACAGUGAGCUCUAUCGUCGCGCGCGCAUAUUGCAGCUAGCGUUUACGAUCGUCAAGCGUAUCUAUCGCUUUGAAGAAGUCACCGCGAAGCAGAAGGAGUCAAACCCGAAGAUCUAUCGCCACUCGUUCGAGAUGAUUACUCCACCGAUGCCGACAGCACCUUCUGCCUCGAGCAAGAGCGCGAAAUGUCAGCGCAGGAAGCACACGCUGGUGCAGAUCCCUCUGAGCAACCCCAAGCUGCUGUAUUUGUGCUCGAACCUUGUGACAGUCUGCACAUCGCUGGCGAGCUCUGGGCUGUUGGAAGACGUGCGUCAAAAGAUGCACGACUGUGCCCAGGCUGGGCGAGGUGUUUUAGCUGCUUACGCACAGCUUGUGGACCUGUUGAAUGACGCCGUCGAGGCUCAGGUAUCUCGCCUACCGCGUCGAAUGCACAAGUCGUGGGGUGACGCUGAGUCAGCUGAUGAGGGUGAAUGGGAUCUGUACGAGAUGCUGAAAAGCUGCGAGCCCUGGCUGCUGCAUGAGCCUUGGUGGGUGGUGCUGGACGACGACGACCAGCAGCAAGCUGGUGACAAGGAAGAAGGCGCGUUGCGUCCGCUGCCGUACAUGAACAUCUUUGCGAAUUACUACCGCGCGAUACGGGAUGCAGUGCCGUCCCGCCAGGACCUGGAAGUGGCAGUCUCGUUGCGCAAGGCGGCAGUCACAGGUGCUACGGGCUUGACUGGGGAGUGGAACCGCCUUGGCGAAGCGGACGAGCACCACCUACAGCAGCUGCAGCGUGUUGCCUCCGUUCGGUCGGCAACGGCUGCGUCGUCUCUCUCGUGGUUGGCUCGAUGUAUUCACGCGCACACGACGAAGGUGCUUCACAUUACGGAGACGGACACGACCAUGACGCUAUCGCUUCCGAACAGUCUGGUUUCAGCUGAUGUCGUGUUUCUGCUGCAGCUGGACCAGCAAGAACCGACGGUGGUGCUUCCUCAAGACUACUUUCCAUUUGGAUGGUCUCGCAAGCGCUCCUUGAUGGCGUAUCGUGCAUGGCGCGUGCGCUCUAUCGGUGACGCGAACGGCAGUGCAGUGGCAGCUCAAUUCAUGCGUUGGCCUGACGAUACCGAACUGGAUGCUGUUGAGAACGACGAAGAGGAGGAGGAACUGGAUGAUGACGACGAAGCAGACGACUUCCCCGAAGAGCCGGAGGAGGAGCCAACUGGCCGUCGCAGACGACAGCCAAAGCGUCUGCGUACGCGCAUUACCAUCUACUUUUCCGUGUUUUCCACGACAACUUUGCAGCUGCGCACGAUCGUUGAAGCUAGUCUCGCUCCCGCCGCAGCUCUACCGGCCUCGAUGCCAGCGCAGCCGACCGAAGCAGACAUGCUGCGAUACUUCAAAGCGCCAUCUUCCUGGGAAAUGCGAUCGCAAAUUUCGCAGCAGUACACGAAGAACAUGUGA
Hyaloperonospora brassicae is the source of this 3300-nucleotide messenger RNA. NCBI's taxonomy places the organism in Eukaryota, Oomycota, Peronosporomycetes, Peronosporales, Peronosporaceae. The record is from the annotation of a GenBank genome assembly.